Pseudopipra pipra is the source of this 2481-nucleotide messenger RNA. It is a transcript of the gene RETREG3, whose product is annotated as reticulophagy regulator family member 3. The record is from RefSeq and is a predicted model, not a curated record. The transcript is spliced from 9 exons. The coding region runs from base 83 to 1405 and encodes 440 amino acids. Lineage: Eukaryota; Metazoa; Chordata; Aves; Passeriformes; Pipridae. Gene Ontology annotation, biological process: reticulophagy.
GCUGCCGGCGGCGGGGGCCGCCAUGCCUGCGGCAGACGCGCGCGCGCGGCCGGCGGACGGAUGUUGACGCCGUGAGGGAGCGAUGGCGGCGGCGGCAGGGCCGGGGUUCGGGCCCGGCGAGCGGCAGCGGCGGGUGCAGGCGCUGAGCGCGGCUCUGCGCGGCCGCCUCGGACCGUACGAGCCGCUUCUGGGCGCCCUGCAGGCCGCGCUGGUGUGGGAGCGGCCGGGCCGCAGCGCGCUGUGCUGGGCGGCGGUGCACGGCCUGUUCUGGUUCUUUGCUCUGACUUCCCUUCGUUUGCUUUUCCUGGUUGCGUUUACCCUCCUAGUAGUAGUGUGUAUAGACCAGUGGAAGCAUAAAAUCUGGCCAGAAAUUGGAGUGGCGAGACCUGACGAAUUAGACAAUGAGAGCUGGGGAUAUGUCCACCCUCGGCUGCUUGGACUGCCAGAGCUCUGUCACCAUUUGGCUGAAGGAUGGGUGGCUGGGACCAACUUCUUAAAUAAUCUCUUCAUUUUCAAGAGGCAAAGCCCUGGCAAGUUUUGCCUUCUAGUGUGUGGAGUCUUCACUUUCCUGGCUGUCCUUGGCCGGUAUAUCCCUGGACUCUUGCUCUCGUACUUGCUGUUGCUCCUCGUCCUGCUGUGGCCCCUCGCCGUGUACCACCGGCUGGGGCAGCGCAUGUACCUGCGGCUGGAGCCGGCUCUGCAGCGGCUGGACUUCAGCGUCCGGGGAUACAUGAUAGCCCGGCAGCGGGAGAGGCAACUGCGUGCCCAGGCCCUCGGUCAGGAGGCCACGGACGAUGGGAGCGACAGCGAAGAGGAGCUGGCUGCAUUCUGCCCCAAGCUGGAUGACUCUGUGGUCGCCAAGGAACUGACCAUCUCUGACUCGGAGCAUUCAGAUGCUGAGGUUUCCUAUACUGAAAAUGGGAUAUUUAACCUUUCAAGGGGCCAGACUCCCCUGACAGAGGGAUCAGAAGACCUGGACGGACACAGUGACCCAGAAGAAUCAUUUGCCAGGGAUCUCCCUGACUUCCCUUCCAUCAACCCAGAAGCAACUGGCAUAGAUGAUGAAGACGACACCAGCAUUGGGAUCCCAAGCCUGGCAUACCGCCCACAAGGGACAGAGGAUCUGCAUCUCCCGUACGACCAGGAGGAGUCUGGCACGCUGCCGUCGGUGCAGAACCUCACCAACAACAUCGCUGGCUUUGUCACCAGGGGGAUGAUCCAGCUGGCACUGUCAGGAGCCCCUCAGCCAGGCUCCUCACGCAGCACCAAUCCCCAGAGAGGGGCAAAGACUCACCUCAGAGCAGUCAGCUCGGACUUGGACACUGAUGCCGAAGGGGAUGAUUUUGAACUGCUGGAUCAGUCUGAGCUGAACCAGCUGGAUCCUGCUGGCUCCCGAGGCCAGUAAGCCAUCCCAUCACUUCCCUCUGGUUUUCUAUUGCGUGUCACGGAGGGAAUCCUGGAAGGAAAAGCCUUGCACAGUUCUCUCAAUCGUCUCCUGUGAGUCUGAGUGACGUGACAGCCAGUCCUGGCUGGGAACAUCACUGUGACUUGUGACUCUGUAGCCUCGCUUGGAUUUUAAAAUAAAAGACACUGGUAAUCCCUAGGGAGAGACAUUGAUGGGAUAGGUCCACAAUCACCCUGUGCUGUCUGCCAGGAUGCUGCCUGCUCCAAACUUCCUCACCUAAGACAAUAAAUGUGGUGUCUGCAGCUCUCGAGGCCGGUGGGACCGACGGCAUUGCCAGGGACAAUCGUGCACUGACCUCUGGGGGCUGAUGCACAACCAGGGGAACAGGAUGAGGCCCUUCAGGCUUGGUGUCUGGGACUCAGUGCUGUUCUGUCUCAGACAGCCAUUCCCCGCUCCUAAAACAUUCACAAAUCCAAGUCUUCUCUCCCAGCAAUAUCCAGCUCCAGGUGGAACCAACCCCCUUGCUCCACUGUGGACGUUGUGCAGCUGCAAUGUUUUCCUUGCACUGGCCACUCCCUCGGCUCCAGCUCCUCGUGAUGCUGUUUUUUAAGAGCUCAAUGGCAAUAAGACACCUGCUGUGACCACCAGAGUCCUGCAAGAAUAUCCACGUGUGGCCCCUGCUCUUGUGUUGCUUUCCUGAACUAACAGCCUUUCUUGAGAGCCAACUAACACUUUGCUAGAACUCCCUGUGCUCCUACCCUCGUGUUCCUGUGGGCAGGGCCGAGGUUUCCUGGAGGAGGGAGGCAGUGGGACAGGGGUGCCUGGGCAGUCGUGUGUCCCCCUGGCCCUAUUGUGUCCAGCCUUGUGCAGGCAGAAUCCACGGACAGGGGACACCAGCCCGGGCUGCCAGUGACUGAGGAGCUCAUGCCCACUGCGGUCCCGUGAACAAACCAGCAGCCCCCGGGGAGAGCCGCCCCUGCUGUGUCCGCCGAGCUCCCCCCCUUGCUUUUCCUAAGCCAUAGACCCGGUUCUGAUCACGUUUGUGCAGCCAAGAACGUACCUCGGCAGGGACCCCA